CCCCGCCUUAAAAUGCUCGAACAUGGCUGGACUGAGCCGAAAUCUCCUUCAGAAUUCAGCAGCAGGAGAUGCGGUUUGUUGACACCCGUCCAGGGGGUCAAAGUUCAGUGUUAGGCAUUUGAAGAUGGCCCUACUGAGCUCUCUCCGGACCCAGGGUCUCUUUGGGGCACUGUACUACACUGGGACCAGGAGCAUAUCCUCAGGAAGCCUUCAUAUCACGGAUUCACUGAACUUCUGGAGUGGUGGCCGAGUCGGCCUUAAAGAUGUGAAAACCAAAUCUGAACCAGUAUAUGAGCCUGCAACAGGCCGUGUCUUGUGCCAGCUACAAGCCUGUGGUGCCGCAGAUGUCGAUGCAGCUGUCAGGAGCGCCAGUGCUGCUUUUACAGUGUGGAGUAAACUGGCCGGCAUGGAAAGAGCCAGAGUCAUGCUAGAGGCAGCUAGACUCAUUGAGAAGAGAAGAGAGGAGAUUGCUGAGAUCGAGGUCAUCAACAAUGGCAAGUCCAUCACCGAAGCCCGAUUAGAUGUGGACUCGGCCAGACUGUGCAUUGAGUAUUUUGCAGGACAAGCCACCACACUUUCAGGUCAGCAUGUGCAGCUGCCAGGAGGUUCAUUUGCUUACACACGUUGGGAGCCGCUCGGUGUGUGUGUAGGAAUAGGAGCCUGGAAUUACCCUUUUCAGAUUGCAGCCUGGAAAUCUGCCCCUGCCAUUGCUUGUGGCAACUCUAUGGUGUUCAAGCCGUCCCCGGUGACCCCUGUGACUGCGGUGCUGCUGGCUGAGAUUUACUCACAGGCUGGGGCUCCUGAGGGCCUCUUCAAUGUGGUGCAGGGUGGACAGGAGACGGGGUCCCUGCUGUGUCAUCACCCGUCUGUGGCGAAGAUCUCCUUUACAGGAAGUGUGCCCACAGGCAAGAAAAUAAUGGAAAUGGCUUCCCGAGGGGUCAAACCAGUGACACUGGAGCUCGGCGGUAAAUCUCCACUGAUCAUCUUUGAGGACUCGGACCUGGAAAAUGCUGUCAGAGGAGCACUCAUGGCCAACUUCCUGUCUCAAGGCCAGGUGUGCAGCAAUGGCACCAGGGUUUUUGUGCAAAGCUCAAUUCUUCCUCAGUUCUUGACUGAGGUGGUCAGGAGAACUAAAGCCAUCCGGAUCGGAGACCCUCUGUUGGAUGAGACUCGUAUGGGUGCUCUGGUCAGCAAACCACACCUGGACAAGGUGCUGGGAUAUGUGAAGCAAGCUAAGAAAGAGGGAGCCAGAGUGCUCUGCGGAGGGGAGCCCUUCAUCCCAGAAGAUCCUAAACUAAAAGACGGAUACUACAUGACACCAUGUGUGCUCGACGGCUGCACCGAUGACAUGACGUGUGUCAGAGAGGAAAUCUUUGGGCCUGUGAUGUCAGUGCUGUCCUUUGACACCGAGGAAGAGGUUCUUCGGAGAGCCAAUGAUAGCGAUCUGGGUCUGGCUGCAGGAGUCUUCACUAAAGAUGUUAAGAGAGCUCAUCGUGUUAUAGAAAACCUUCAAGCUGGAUCUUGCUUCAUCAACAACUACAAUGUCACCCCUGUGGAGGUGCCGUUCGGGGGAUACAAGGCCUCAGGUAUUGGAAGAGAAAAUGGCCAGGUGACCAUUGAAUUUUACUCUCAGUUGAAGACUGUGGUGGUGGAGAUGGGUGAUGUGGACAGUCUAUUUUAAACACAAGCCAGGUGUUUUCUGGUUAAAGAUCAAUGACUGAAUCUUAAGAAAAAGAAAGAUCUUAAAAUGCAAUUACCAACAUUCUCUAAAAACUAACGCACAGCUAUUGAAUUUGUAUUAAUGUUUUCCAUGUUUCACGUGCCAAGCUGCCAACAUAAUUUCUGUGAAUAUUUUACUAUAAAGUGCCUGUACUGUAGGAUAGUGUGAGAAUAAAGAAUGUAACUGCAUUUGAUUAUUAAAAAGCUUUGAUUGGA
Messenger RNA from Carassius auratus (goldfish), 1935 nucleotides. It is a transcript of the gene aldh9a1b, whose product is annotated as aldehyde dehydrogenase 9 family, member A1b. Lineage: Eukaryota; Metazoa; Chordata; Actinopteri; Cypriniformes; Cyprinidae. The transcript has 12 exons. Bases 125 to 1681 code for a protein of 518 amino acids. The record is from RefSeq and is a predicted model, not a curated record. Gene Ontology annotation, molecular function: oxidoreductase activity, acting on the aldehyde or oxo group of donors, NAD or NADP as acceptor.